Messenger RNA from Notechis scutatus (mainland tiger snake), 1834 nucleotides. The record is from RefSeq and is a predicted model, not a curated record. Lineage: Eukaryota; Metazoa; Chordata; Lepidosauria; Squamata; Elapidae.
AUGGGCGGGCAUCCCAGCGAGAGCCAGGAUCUCAGCGUCCGUAUUAUCCGUCCGAGUGUGCAGCAGUUGCCAGACCAUCCACAGCAGGGCAAGCUGACAGAAUCCAAGCAUGAUCCUUGUCGGGAGGAAUCGCCCUCCGAGAAGCCAGCCAUGAGCAGCAAGGUCACCGCAGUCACCCCUCUCCCUUCCCCAGCCCCCCCUGCUGCCCCCCUCAGCCCCCCUUCUCCCCUGGGGGAGGAACAGGAGGUGGUCACCACCUUUUGCACCCUACUCCCCAAGAUGCCCCAGUGGAAAUUCUCCGGCCCGUCUGGCUUUCUCAGCCGCAGCCCGUCCAGUGCCAGCAAAGACCUCUCAGCAUCGGUCAAAAGCGGCAGCCUGGCAGAGGCCGAGGGUAUCACGGUGCCCUCGUCGGCCUCGGGGUCAGGCCUGGCCGCUGUCCUCAGUGCCUGCGAACCGGUCUGUGCCACACCCUGCAGCAGACUGAAAGGAGGGGCGGCCGGGGGCAGGAAGACGCCUCGGGCCCCGGGGCCCCGAGCCCCUGGGGAGGAGUGGAGCCGGAAAGGGAGUUUCAUCAGCAAACCGGUCCAAGGUUGGCUGCAUCCCGAUGACAGAGUUUUAGGCCCCGGAGUCUCCUACAUCGUCCGGUAUAUGGGUUGUAUUGAGAUCCUGCGAUCAAUGAGAUCUUUGGAUUUUAACACCCGGACACAAGUCACCAAGGAAGCCAUCAACCGACUGUACGAGACAGUCCCAGGAGUCAGAGGGAACUGGAAGAAAAAGGCGCCAAACAAAAGUCUCUUUUCAAUCCUUGGCAAGAGCAAUCUCCGAUUUGCCGGCAUUAGCAUAGCUGUCAAUAUUUCCAUCGAUGGGUUGAACCUGAUGAUCCCCACCACCCGACAGAUCAUCGCGAAUCACCACAUGCAAUCCAUCUCCUUCGCCUCGGGGGGUGACACGGAUACAACCGAUUACGUCGCUUAUGUUGCCAAGGAUCCCAUCAACCAGCGAGCCUGCCACAUCUUGGAAUGCUGCGACGGACUGGCGCAGAGCAUCAUCAACACCGUCGGGCAGGCCUUUGAGCUCCGCUUUAAGCAGUACCUGCACAGCCCUCCCCAAACUGUAGCACCCCAGGAGAGGACAAUGGGAGUGGACGAUUGUUGGGGUGAAGAGGAAGACUCCUCAGGACACAAUUACUACAACAGCAUCCCCGGGAAGCAGCCCCCGCUUGGCGGCCUGGUGGAUUCUCGCCUCCAUUAUGGAUCGGCGUCCAGCCACACGCUCUCGCUGGGUUCCUACGCCACCCACUUCAGCCAGGUGACCCCCAAACUCCUUGGCAGGUUCAGCUGGUGUAUCCCAGCCUGUUUAGCUCAACUUAAAAGGGUCGGUCCUUCAGCCAGAAGGGAACCCAGUAGUCACUCAAACCUGAACUGGGAUGCUGAUCUUUCUGGUCACUGUUGCGACGGCUACGUUCAGGCAGACAGCAAACCUUUGGGCUCUCAAGAUUACGAACAGCACAUGUAUGUCAACACUGAAAACUUCAACAGCUGGGAGACCAAUGCUGGGAAACCUGAUGAGAGUCCUCCCAAAGACCUUUUCGAUAUGCGUAAGAGACGGGGGCUUAUGGGGAAAGCUGGGGAUGGAUUUUGGCUGGAACUGGUUCUAGAGCCAGUGAGAACGAAGGACGCCUUGUUUGAAAGCAUCAGCCACCUCAUCAACUAUCACCUGCAAAACGGACAGCCGAUCGUGGCGGCGGAGAGCGAACUCCACCUGCGGCAGGUGGUCCGAUGGAAGCCAUGAUGCUUGGGGGAACCUGUCCCUCUGCUCUGAAAUAAACACUAGA